Etheostoma spectabile (orangethroat darter) is the source of this 2092-nucleotide messenger RNA. RefSeq names its product cationic amino acid transporter 2. The transcript is spliced from 12 exons. Gene Ontology annotation, cellular component: plasma membrane. Lineage: Eukaryota; Metazoa; Chordata; Actinopteri; Perciformes; Percidae. The coding region runs from base 99 to 1937 and encodes 612 amino acids. Gene Ontology annotation, molecular function: L-lysine transmembrane transporter activity; L-ornithine transmembrane transporter activity; L-arginine transmembrane transporter activity. The record is from RefSeq and is a predicted model, not a curated record. Gene Ontology annotation, biological process: L-ornithine transmembrane transport; L-arginine import across plasma membrane.
UGGAGGGAGACAGGAGCUUCCAUUGUACACCUGCAGCAGCAGCGGACACAAGCUGACUUUCCCUUUGUUGAUGGCCGUGUGAACACACUGGCUUGGAAAUGGCUAGCGGAGCUGCUGAUUGCAGUGGCACUGGAGCCAAAGUGUUACAGUUCAUGCAGAGCCUGACUCGUAAGAAACCUAUGGAGCCAGAAGGUGAGGAGUCCAACUUCUGCCGAUGCCUGACCACCUGGGACCUGGUGGGUCUCGGUGUUGGCAGCACCCUUGGAGCUGGUGUAUACGUGCUAUCAGGAGAGGUGUCCAGGGAAGUGGCCGGGCCCAGCAUUAUCCUCUCCUUCCUGGUUGCAGCGUUGGCUUCGGUAAUUGCCGGGUUGUGUUAUGCUGAGUUUGGAGCCCGGGUGCCCAAGACGGGCUCAGCUUACCUUUACACCUAUGUGGCUGUAGGUGAGGUCUGGGCAUUUGUGACUGGCUGGAACCUGCUGCUGUCCUACGUGAUUGGGACAUCCAGUGUAGCGGUAGCCUGGACUGGGACCUUUGAUGACCUGAUUGAAAACGUUAUUGGUAAAACUCUGGAAAAACAUACACCAAUGGACUUUCCUGGCUUGGCUCCAUACCCAGACUUCUUUGCUGCUGGACUCAUUAUGCUGCUCGCUGGGAUUCUUGCGCUUGGUGUGAAGGAGUCGGCCGUCGUGAACACAGUUUUUACUGCACUGAAUGUAAUUGUGUUGGUUUUUAUCAUCAUCGCUGGCUUUAUAAAAGGAGACAUCAACAACUGGUACAUCAGUCCGGAGACUAUCCUGAAUGCAACUCGACACAUGGAGAACCUUACAUCAUCACAUAAUGAAACCGUUGACUUUGGUGUUGGUGGCUUCUUCCCCUUUGGCAUUCAUGGCACAUUAGCAGGAGCAGCAACCUGUUUCUAUGCUUUUGUUGGAUUUGACUGCAUUGCCACAACAGGUGAGGAGGUGCAGAACCCACAGAAAGCCAUACCGAUUGGGAUCGUGGUGUCCCUGCUCGUCUGCUUUCUGGCCUACUUCGGCGUGUCGGCCACUCUGACUCUCAUGAUGCCCUACUAUCUGCUCGACAGCCACAGCCCUCUACCUGUGGCCUUUGAGUACGUAGGCUGGGAGCCGGCAAAGUACGUUGUGGCCGUGGGAUCGCUGUGUGCACUCUCGACAAGUCUCCUGGGAGUGAUGUUUCCAAUGCCGCGAGUGCUCUUCGCCAUGGCGAGAGACGGCCUGAUCUUCAAGCCUCUUUCUUACAUGAGCUCCAGGCAAAGCCCUGUCGUUGCCACGCUGUCUUCAGGAGCCGUAGCAGCGGUCAUGGUCCUGUUGUUUGACUUGAAGACGCUGGUUGACAUGAGUUCAAUCGGGACCAUCUUUGCGUACACUCUUGUCGCAGUGUGUAUUCUUAUAUUAAGGUACAAGGAAGACCCUGGUCUCAUCCACAGACCGGAAGCAUUUAGUGUGAUGGGGCUGUUGAAGCCUCCGGCACGACCCACCCACCGCACUUCAAAAAAUGUCAACAUAUUCAUCGUUAUUAUUUUGUUCCUGGUGAUCGUUUUAAGCGCGCUGCUGUCCGAGGCAUUGGAUUCUCUCCAAAGACGAGAGUUGUGGAGCGUGCUGCUCAUCAGUGUCCUUGCCCUGACACUGGUCCUCGCGGUCGUUAUCGUCUGGAGACAGCCACAGAGCACAAUUAAAGCUGCUUUCAUGGUACCCGGUCUCCCUGCAAUUCCAGUUUUAAGUAUCUUCAUCAACACUUACCUGAUGGUUCAGCUGGAUGGAGAAGUUUGGAUUAGCUAUGCUGUGUGGAUGGCAGUAGGCUUGAUCAUCUACUUUGGCUACGGGGUUCAUCAUAGUGUCCAGAAACAAAGGCUCUAUGAGGCACGCACCCAGCAAGAUGUUGUUCCUGUAAACAGGGUGGUGGUGGUUGCUGCUUGAUGUGUAUGGGAUUGUGUGACGUGCUGCUCUCCACUUAACAUGGUUUAAGUUGGCUACAGAAUAUGGUUCAUCAAGGAAUUACCUUGAAAUCCAUUUUAGCAUUUUAUUCAGGUUUCAGGCCAAGUUGAAUUGGGCUGUUCCUUUUUGUUUUUAUG